This is a messenger RNA of Anopheles gambiae (African malaria mosquito), 1342 nucleotides long. RefSeq lists its product as uncharacterized. The transcript is spliced from 3 exons. Bases 1 to 1191 code for a protein of 396 amino acids. NCBI's taxonomy places the organism in Eukaryota, Metazoa, Arthropoda, Insecta, Diptera, Culicidae. The record is from RefSeq and is a predicted model, not a curated record.
AUGCAUCAGCUGUUCGUGAGAAUCUGGGAGCAGGAAGAGCUACCGGAGAAGUGGAAGCUGGAUAUUGUAUCGUUGCUACAACUCAGCGUAAAACUUAUUUUAUUCUACCCGAAAUGGAUUCAAAGUGAGAAGAACAUAUCCAUUGUAAGACAACUGAAAAAGGGCUAUGAGGUCGUGUAUGGUCUGGACAACACUGUGGAAAUCUAUCGUACGAAUUUGUUUUCGAAACAGAAAAUUGCACUCGAUCCACAAAACAUUGCUAUACCGGAUGAACAGCAUGAUCUGCAUGGCUAUAGGAUAAAAAUGUACUGUGAGAACUUUUUACUCAAGGUGCCAAAGUUUGAAAAAUAUUUUUUAGAGCAGGUCGCUAUCAAGAGAAAUGCCACUGCCAUUCAAACAAGUGAUACUUCACGAGGCAUAGAAGUGUUGCCAAUAAUUAAUAUGCAGAAUAUGGUAUACAGUUGGAUAAUACCUGCUUUUGGCACCACUUAUAAGGCGGUUAAGGUGCCUCGGGCUAAGCCUAAGCCAAUCGUUUGGAUACUGAUCGAUCCUUUUGAUCUGUAUGUAUGGAUCACUUACUUGAUGCUCGUUCUAACGAUGGCGAUUAGCAUAUCGUUGUUCGGAAAGCUUCUUGGAAGACGGCGUUUCAUGGAGAUCGUUCUUGAGCUCAUUAUGAUGUGUCUUGCAGGUCCAUCACGAGCUUACGGUGGAACGUUUGAAAACCGAAUAAUCACCUUGUUCUGUCUGAUCGGUAUAGUUUUGAUUUCGUCCUAUCAAUCAUUGAUAAUAUCGUUUAUGUCUUGUGCACGAUAUGGCCCUGAGAUAAAUACAUUGAAGCAGAUACAUGAUCGAUGUCUGUUUCCGGAUGAUCUUUUAGAAAACUAUCGUUUUGCUGAAACCAAAUUUCUCGAAUAUUUGAUCUGUUUUUCUAUUCAACCUUUUCUCAGGGAGCUUUUCUUGUUUUACAUUCAAGCAGUGUUUGAGUCAGGCAUCUAUGAAUACUAUUACAACAACAAAACGAAGCCUAAUUGGCAAUAUCAACAUAAGACAUUUGUAGAAAAAGUGGUGAGGCUAGAAGACCUGCUAUUACUGUGGUAUGCAUUUGUUCUUGGAACUUUGAUGAGUAUGUUAUGCUUUGUUGUCGAAAUGGUUGUACAUAAAAUGUUGAAGGGUUUCUUUGUACAUCAAUAAAUUAUUCAAGUAUUUGUUUGGUUUGGUAAUUUAAGUGUGUCCAUGAUGUUCUGUAGUAAACUUAAUGUUUUAUAGUAUUUGUUUUUGCGCAUUGCUUUAGUAUUAGCAUAGUUGAAUUAGCAUAGUAAAGUAGGGUACUCAACCUGCUUAA